ACCCCCAGGCUUCCGGGCUGCCGCGGGCUGUGUGGUGUCGGCAUGGCGGUCGCUCUGGGCGUUUUGUUGGGCGCGCGUGUUCGUGCUGCCGCGGCUCGCUGUGGUUUCGCGACCCGGGGGAUGGCAGACCCGGGCACCCUGGGCCGGGAGCCGGACCCCGACUCCGACUGGGAGCCGGAGGAGCGGGAGCUGCAGGAGGUGGAGAGCACCCUGAAACGACAGAAGAAAGCCGCCCGGUUCCAGAAAAUUCGGAGACAAAUGGAGGCUCCGGGUGCCCCGCCCAGGACCCUGACGUGGGAAGCCAUGGAGCAGAUCCGGUAUUUGCAUAAAGAAUUUGCAGAGUCCUGGUCAGUUCCCAGAUUAGCUGAAGGCUUUGGUGUCAGCACUGACGUGAUCCGGAGGGUUUUAAAAAGCAAGUUUGUCCCCACAUUGGAGCAGAAACUGAAGCAGGAUCAGAAAGUCCUUAAGAAACCUGGGCUUGCCCACUCGCUCAGGCAGCUCCCCGGUUCCCAGGAUACCUUGAAGCCGCUGUCCCCUAGCCGCUCUGGAUCAGGCUCUUUGUUGAUGCCAACAGAUGAAACCUCAUUCAAAGGCUGGGGUCACAGCACAGCUUUGAAAGUGAUAGAAUCGGACACUCCCAGUACAGAGACACCAAGGAGACAGAAGGGAGGGGACGGAGGAACCCAGGACCUGCAGCAGCAGCGCUCUGUGCCUGUUGCGGCCCCGGGUCACGCUCAGGAGCCACACAGGCGCGCCACCAGUGACCGUGCAGGCUCUAGACGGGCGGACGGUGACAGGUUGCCCGGUGCCAAGAGGCUGGAAGAGGUGAAAACACAGGAGUUGGGUGACCAGAACUUCAGCAGCAAAGUAGUCCAGAGGGGGCGGGAGUUCUUUGACAGUAAUGGGAACUUCCUGUACAGAAUUUGAGCCGGAGCCUGGUCUGUGGAGAUGCCACCUGGAACGCGGCUGGGAGAGCAGCUUUGGAGCUGCCCGGACUUCUGCACAUGGAUUAUCC
This is a messenger RNA of Hyaena hyaena (striped hyena), 1015 nucleotides long. It is a transcript of the gene NGRN, whose product is annotated as neugrin, neurite outgrowth associated. Lineage: Eukaryota; Metazoa; Chordata; Mammalia; Carnivora; Hyaenidae. Gene Ontology annotation, cellular component: nucleus. The record is from RefSeq and is a predicted model, not a curated record. Bases 43 to 927 code for a protein of 294 amino acids. The transcript has 3 exons.